AAGUAUGUAGAAACACAGAAGUAUGUAACAAUAUUUUUCUUGAAUAAAAUGACCAGAUCUCGCAUUGAAAGGCGGGAAGUAUCUCCUGAUUUCCGUGAGCAUAAAAAGUCCUCAAAAGCCGCGAAAGAUUCCAAAGCGAAACACAAAUCAAGAAGCAAAUCAAAAGGCCGAAGCAGAGAUAAAUCGGAACGGAAGCGCAAGCAUAAAGAUUCGGAGUCGAGAAGUCGGCGAGAUGAUGGGAAGAAGUCAAGAAGAAAAAGGAGUCCAUCUUCAAGUAGCGAGUCAUCAAGUCGGUCUAGAAGCCGAAGCUCAGACGAUGGGUAUAAAAGGUCCAGAUUGCCGUCUCCGAUUAAAACCGCUUUGCAGCAAAAGCAGAAAGACAGUAGUUUGAGAAAAAUAGAAAAGGAGAAAAUGAAGCUAUAUGAAACUCCGGAAGAAAAACGAGCGCGGAGAUUGCAGAAGAAGCAACAGAAAGAGUUGAAACGGAGGCAGAAACUGGGAUGGGACGAGGAGCAAAUUGGAUACACUCAGUCUGACAACCCCUUCGGAGACCCAAACUUACUCUCGACAUUUGUGUGGAAAAAGAAAGAAGAAAAGGAUGCAAGCAAAACUGGAGGAUCAAAACCUACAAAAGAGACUUCGCCAAUCAAUACUGUGGAGGAACUGGAGAAGGUGAAGAAGCGGAGAUUAGAAAGGGAGAGGGAAAAGGCCGAGAGACAGGAGAGCAUAGUGUUGGAACAGAGAAGCAGAGAGAGGGAGUACUUUGCACAGUGGGAGUCGCAGGAGGACUCAUUCCAUCUCAAUCAGGCCAAACUGAGAAGUACGAUCAGAAUACAAGACGGAAGAGCGAAGGCCAUUGAUCUUCUGGCCAAGUACAUUUCGACCGAGGAAGCAGAUCAACAGCUGGCAGUAGAAAUGCACGAUCCACAGAAGUUCAUCGAAGAUCUUCGAAUUAACGACUUGGAAGAUCUUCUAGAAGACAUCAAAGUCUACAUGGAGUUAGAGCUGGGCAAAAAUGCCGAGUACUGGCGAGACAUCACAAUUGUAGUGCAUGACGAGAUAGCACGACUCAGUUCGACAUCAGCCAAUCAGGGCGGAGGAGAUGACGAGGUACAUGUAUCCGAGAGACGAGAGAGCAUGAGUCGCAGCGUGGAAGGCGAAGUGAACAAGAUAUUCGCUGGCAAGUCAGAGGCGGAACUGUUGAAAUUGAGAGCGAGCGUCGAACACAAGUUAAAGACGCAGACUAAUAUUGACACAGUAUACUGGGAAUCGCUGUUGCAGAAACUGAUUGCUCAAAUAUCUCGAGUGAGGCUGACAGAACGACAUAAGGAAACUUUGCGACAGAAAUUGUUCCAGCUAAAACACGAGCAAGGCGUAGAAAGGUCGAAGCCACUUUUUCCAGUGGCAAAGAAAGAUGGUCCAGAUCACAGUAGCAACAAAGAAGAUGAAGCAGGACCGUCUCAUAAACUGGAUUCUAAACCACACAGCCUGGACGAAGAUGCUGAAGACUCCUAUGAUGCGGGAAGAUUUUCUCCCAGACUGCUGGACCCUGGAGACUUGCCAGCAGGAACUGUUUGCCUGGAGCCUGAGGAGGAACUGAGUAAACUGAAGUUUGCCCGGCAGAAGUUCCUUGGAACAGGAAAUGCUGAUAUCGACGCAGACCGACAUCUGAUGCAGAAAGUGCGUGACGUGGGAGGCAUUUUGGAGGAGGAUGACGAACACAACCAGGCCUUCUCCUCUGAGCAGAGUGUGAACAAAGAGUACCUCUGGGCGGACAAGUACAGGCCCAGGAAGCCACGAUACUUCAAUCGAGUGCACACGGGGUACGAGUGGAACAAAUACAAUCAGACCCAUUAUGACCCCGAAAACCCACCUCCGAAGAUUGUCCAGGGCUACAAGUUCAAUAUCUUCUAUCCAGAUUUAAUUGACAAACGACAGACCCCGCGCUACACCUUGGAACCCAUUCCGAACGAGUCGGACUUUGUCGUGCUGCGGUUCAGUUCGGGCCCGCCUUACGAAGACAUUGCUUUCAAAAUUGUGAACAGAGAAUGGGAGUAUGGACAUAAACAUGGAUACAAGUGUCAGUUUUCAAAUAAUAUCUUCCAACUCUGGUUCAAGUUCAAGAUUUAUAAGUACAGAAGGUAGCUGAAAUUGAAAUGAUACUUGACUGUAACCUCAAUUACCUAAAAUAAUUGCGAUAGAAAUUCAUUUUUAGAUGGUCUGCAAAAGUUGAUGUGAAAUUCUUCAUUGAGUUUAUUUGUAAGUGUUAAUCGUGAUUACCAUCUGAUGGAUUUAAU
Symsagittifera roscoffensis is the source of this 2297-nucleotide messenger RNA. RefSeq names its product splicing factor Cactin-like. NCBI's taxonomy places the organism in Eukaryota, Metazoa, Xenacoelomorpha, Acoela, Convolutidae. Bases 49 to 2145 code for a protein of 698 amino acids. Gene Ontology annotation, cellular component: spliceosomal complex; cytoplasm. The record is from RefSeq and is a predicted model, not a curated record. Gene Ontology annotation, biological process: mRNA cis splicing, via spliceosome. Gene Ontology annotation, molecular function: protein binding. The transcript has 11 exons.